Molecule: messenger RNA, 9311 nt
Organism: Scatophagus argus
Lineage: Eukaryota; Metazoa; Chordata; Actinopteri; Scatophagidae
Gene: zmym2
Product: zinc finger, MYM-type 2
Exons: 25
Coding region: 929-5197 (1422 amino acids)
Molecular function (GO): zinc ion binding
Source: RefSeq, a predicted model, not a curated record
CAAAGUUUCGGGAACUUGUGCGGGUCGUCAGGUUCAUUUCCACAGACUCUCUCAGGAGUCAGGCUGGGGCGAGAAGACACAGUUAGUGAACAAUAAACAGUUAAUUUUAACAGAUUUUCUCGCCUGCUCUAUGUGUGCUGUGGCUGCUGCCGCCUCUAGUCUCCAGUAUUGUUCAGUUGGCUCCCUAAUGGCGGACGGCAGGCAGUGCUGUUUUCCGCUGGGGGAGGAGGAGGGGGGGCAAAUUCUAUCUGGUUGUAAAAAUAUUGAGUUUAUACCUGUCUUUGGGUCACGGUAACUCCCAAAAGACUCGUGUAAUCACGAUGCUGGAAUUUAUUUGAAUUGCGUUAUUUACCACCGCAUGACACAAAUGAAAACAGUUCAUGUGAUUCGUAACGCUAGGGCGCCCCUUGCGGUGGUCGGGUAUAUUUGCCACUGAUUGCGCCAGGGUGGACGUGCAGGGUAACUUUCCAAUUAAAACCCCAGCGUCACAGGUAUCAUAAAAAUCGGGAUUUUUAUUCGGAUUCCGGCUGUGCUUUGGUGGCACUGACAUGUGUACGAUUGAAAAAUUACACUGGGCGAGAAGGGGGGUUGUAGUAAAACCACACGCUGCCAGCCAUUAGGGCUUGUAUUUUGAGUGUCACACUGUCUAUCCUGUGCAACAUUUGUUUUUUUUAUGUAUUUGAGGCAAAUACGUUGUGUUCAUUUUAGUGAUAUCUUAACUACGGCGCAGUCUGUGUCUGCUUUCCCCUCCUCGAUCCGCCGCUAAUCCAAUGGCUGUUUGCGCCAGGAAGGGCAGGGGUGGGAACGGAACGGAACGGAACACCCUGAACCACGUUUCUUCUGGAUCCCAACUUGGAAGCCAACAUACCCCCUCAUUUACCUGGGUUAUUUAUGGGAGAGUUGCGCAGCUCAGGUGGUUGCCUUAGCGAUGGACGGGGGCUCAGAACCAAACCCUGUCAUGGCAGAAGAGGCAGGGGAGCGGGUGGAGCCCAUGGAUGCCACUCCUUCCCCCCAGCAACAGACCACGCCCCACUCAGAGGAGGCUGUGGAGGCUGUUUCCAUGGUAACAGAAGACAGUGCCACAAAAGAGGGUGGCACUGAUGACAAUGAUGAUGAUGAUGUGGUUCUCGUAGGGGAGGAGGGUCCCCAGCCUUCUGCCACAACCCUUUCCCAAGACACACCCAGCACAGACUGCCUAGAGCCAGCUGCUGCCGUGGCAGCUGUAGACAUGUCCACGGCAGUGGUGCCUUCCAGAACCCCUAGUUCUCCCUCGUCUUCCAACACAUCUACAGUGGCAGCACCUCCCAAACCUUUAACUACGGCAGCGGAGCCUAUUGUCAUUGACGACGAGGAGGAUUCCGAACAGAAAGACGCUUCCCUUACCUCACCAGCGAACCCUGGAGCCUCCUCUGCAUCCCACUCACCAGGUGCACUGAGCAGCACUGAGCCAGAUUCAGAGAUCAGGAUUGCCAGUGUCACCACACUGGGCUCUACUAGCCAAAAAGGAAGCUCCUCCACUUCUACAGUAAAUACUCCACCACAUCCAGUGGAUGUCCAGGCAGACAUGAACCUGAUGAUAACAUCAGUGACAUCACUGCAGGGUGGGGCAGCAGCUGUCACAGUGGCAGGUGAAGGCCAGGCAGAGGAAAAUGGUCUGCAGAUCAGCAGUGCGUUCAGCUUGAAUCCUGACACCCCACCUGGUCGACCAACAGCCUCAUUCAACCCUGGGCGGGGCUCAGGCCCCAUGGGCCAGCUGGCACAGAAUGGAGACACAGGGACUCACAACAGAGCAGACUCAUGGAUCUCCCAGUCAGCUUCGGUCCCUCGCAACCAAAAACAGACGGGGGUCGACUCUCCGUCACCUGCCACCUCCCUGCCCAAACCUCCAGGCCAGUCUUCCUCAUCUUCCUCCUCCUCAGGCUCCCAACCCCAGCCCAGGACUGUCAAGGUGACCUGUGCUAACUGUAAAAAGCCUCUGAAGAAAGGCCAAACUGCCUACCAGCGUAAAGGCUCCACACACCUGUUCUGCUCCACCACCUGUCUCUCUGCCUUCUCACACAAACCCGCCCCCAAGAAGAGCUGCACCAUGUGCAAAAAGGACAUCACAAAUAUGAAGGGUACCAUUGUGGCGCAGGUCGACUCCAGUGAGUCUUUCCAAGAGUUCUGCAGUACAGGCUGCCUCGGUGCAUAUGAGAACAAGCAAAACCCGCCCAAAUCUGGCCUCAAAACCAAAUGUACUGUCUGCGGCAAGCUCACAGAGAUUCGACAUGAAGUUAGCUUUAAGACUGUGACCCAUAAGAUCUGCAGCGACACGUGUUUCAACGUUUACCGCAGGGCCAACGGCUUGAUCAUGAACUGCUGUGAACAAUGUGGCGACUACCUGCCCAGCCGAGCGUCAGCCAACCACUUCCUGCUGGUCGAUGGCCAACAGAAACGCUUCUGCUGCCAGAACUGCAUCAGGGAAUACAAGCAGGCGCACAGUAAACUUGCAAGCUGCCUGACUUGCAAAACGCUGAUCAAGACGGGCGACGUGCUCCACAGUCUCGGAGCUGGCGGCACCAUGGGCUCCUAUUGCUCUGUCAACUGCAUGAACAAGGGUAAACUGGCGUCAACCUCCUUCAUCAACACAGAGCCCACAUGUCACUUCUGUAAGAGGAAUUCAUUACCACAGUACCAGGCCACGCUGCCAGAGGGAAACAUCCUCAACUUCUGCAGCUCACAGUGUGUUACCAAGUUCCAGAAUGCUACUCUUCAAACAGCCACCAAUGGACAGACACCCGUCUCCACCACCAACAACACUGUCCAGCUGAAAUGUAACUACUGUCGAGGAGCAUUCAGCUUGAAGCCUGAAACUCUGGAAUGGGAGGAUAAGGUUUACCAGUUCUGUAGUAAAGCAUGCUGUGAGGACUACAAGAAGCUUCACUGCAUUGUGACGUUCUGUGAGUACUGCCAGGAGGAGAAGACGCUACACGAGACAGUCAAGUUCUCUGGAGUCAAGAGACCUUUCUGCAGCGAAGGUUGUAAGCUGUUAUUUAAGCAGGAUUUCAUCAAGCGGUUGGGUCUGAAGUGUGUCAGCUGUAACCACUGCAACCAGCUCUGUAAGAGAGGUGUGACCCGGCAGCUUGGCGGCAUGACCCGGGACUUCUGCAGUGAGACCUGUGCCAAGAAGUUCCAUGACUGGUACUACAAGGCGGCGAGAUGUGACUGCUGUAAGGUGCAGGGGAACCUGACAGAGUCCGUGAUGUGGAGAGCAGAAAUGAAGCAUUUUUGUGACCAGGAGUGUCUGUUGAAGUUCUACUGCCAGCAGAACGAGCCCAUCAUGGUCACACAGAAAGGCCCCGAGAACACCAGCCUGGGGUAUGAAAUGCAAGGGGCCAAACUUGGGCUGGUGAACCAGGGUACUGUGGCGUAUGCUGGUGGAGGUUUGGUGAGAGAUGUCAAGAACAAGGCGGUGCUGUGCAAGCCGCUCACCUUGACCAAGGCUACCUACUGCAAGCCGCACAUGCAGAGCAAACUUCUACAGACAGAUGUGGACGAUGGUGUGAAGAGGGAGUAUGUUCCUGUGCCCAUACCUGUGCCCGUCUUCAUCCCCAUGCCAAUGAAUAUGUAUUCCCAGAUCACUCCCACUCCAGUCUCUCUGCCUGUACCGGUUCCUGUGCCUGUGUUCCUGCCCACCACCCUGCAGGGGGCAGAGCAGAUCAUCCAGACCAUCAGUGAACUGAAAAACAAAGUGCCCUCUGACCCUCAGGAGAGCGACCUGCUCUCCAUGGCUGAGAUGAUGGCAGAGGACCAGAAGCCAGAUGUGAAGACAGUGAAACUGAAGAGGGAGUGCAGAGCAGAGGAGUCCUCAAGCAGCAGCCCUGAAGAGGAGAAGGAGGAAGCAGAAGAGGAGGAGGAGAAGCAGGAAGUAGAAGAGGAGGAGGAGGAGGAGGAGGAGGAGGAGGAGAAGUACGAACCUGACCUGGACCUGGAGGCAGACUUCCCUCAAGCAUCAGACCCUGUUCCGGUUCUGGAGGGAAUGGACGAGGACAUGGGUUUCUCUUUACCUCCGGUCCUGACAGAAGAAAAGGAGGAGCCAGAGGAGCCAGUGGAGUCAGCACCUCGACCACAGCCCAGGAGACAAGGGAACAAGAGGCAGGCAGUAGAAGAGAGGUCAGAUCUAGCUUCAUCCUCUUCUUCCUGUCCAGACAGACAGUCAGAAGGACGAUGGCUGCCUCUCAAAGCUCGCUAUGGCAUCCAUGCCUGGAAACGCUGGGUGCUGUCUGCUUCAGACCAAUCAGGUGACACCAAAGUAAAGGGCAGCUCCAAACCAGCCCGAACUAAAAGUAACCUGUUGUCGCUGAGUUCAGAGGAGCUGAAUGUGGCUCUGUCCCGGUUUGUCAGGGAGGUCUGCAGGCCUAACGGAGAGCACUAUUCACCUGACAGCAUCCUCUACCUCUGUCUCGGGAUCCAGCAGCAUCUCCAUGCCAAAGGCCGGAAGGAUGACCUGUUUAGUGACCCCUGCUACCAACAGUUUGGAGAGGAGCUUAACAAGGUCCUGAAGGACUGGCAGCCCAGUGUGCUUCCUGAUGGCUCGCUGUGGGGUCGAGUGGAGGAGCAGAGCCUGUGGAGCAGUCGGCAGCUCGGGGAGCAGAGUCCCGCCGCUCUGCUGCGCUCUCUGGUUUACCUGAACACCAAAUACUUUGGCCUGCGCACCGUGGAGCAGCAUCUCCGCCUCUCCUUCGCCAACGUCUACGGCCCAGACACCAUCCAUCCUGUCACCAAGGAGACCACCGUCUGCAUCCGCGUGCCUUCCAUCUCUCAGGAUCAUAACGAGCAAACAGAGUCUAGGAAGAGGAAGCGUAAGUUGGACGAUGGCGACCAGGACUAUGAACCAGACGACGACUCGGGAGGCUCCACUGUACGGUGCCCAGUUAAGAAGCAUGAGUGUCACCUGUACGACCUCUACAGAGCUAAAUGCCCGUCAUCGUUGCGGGAGCGUCUAGAUGUGUUCUACGUUCAGCCGGAUCUGGCAUGCAGCCUCGAUGGCCCGUUGUGGUUCAGCUCCACACCGCUGGAGCGACGGAUGCUAGAGAGCCUCCUCACCAGAGUCCUCCUGGUCAGGGACAUUUACACAGACAAACAACAUUUGGAAGAAGGGGAGGAGGAGGAGGAGGAGGAGGAAGAGAACAGCAGUGAAGCUGUCGGGGGAGAAUAGCAGUUGCUUUGCGACUUUUGUUAGUAGAGUCUGAACAGUCAGCAGAGGAUAGCUAGUGUGUGUGCUCCUCCCCUGUCUUAUCGUCUAGUUCUCCUUCCCCUCCUCGCGGACUUACUGUUUCCUCCUGGUGAGGGGCAUCCAUAGUAGGGGACUUGAGAAAGGAUGAUGAAAGAGACAAUGAAGAGCACGCAGAAACUUUUGCUGCUUGAUUCACAAACGGUAAAGGAUGAAUCCAGGAUCCCUCCAGUCAUAAACCAGAAGAGGAGGACGGGCACAAAUGUGUCCUGAUGUGAUUUGACCUAGUUCACAUUCAUAGGAGGAUAAGGAGGAAGACAUGGAGGAGGAGAUGGAGCUGUAAUUUGUUACCUUUGGGGAAAACAAAGCAAAAUCAGGUAGAAAGCAAAGUACAAUAAUGGUUAUCAUUUUAUUUUUGAAAAUUUUAAGGGUUUCACGUGUUGAUAGUGCUCAGACAAGCAGCGUGAAAAUAUUAAAACAUUUAACAAGACGGAAUCAUGCUUUGAUAAAGAUUAUCUGCAGCCAUCAGGAGGCUACAACCAGAAUCAGACAGAGGAGAAGGGACAGGAUGUCAGUUAUUUCACGGCCUCCUCGCCAUCACUCUUGGGGUCAAGAGAGUAACUAAAGUUUUACAGAGAGAAUUGAUUAGUGAGGGAGAAGACAACGCGUCUGGGUGAAACCAGAACUAAUACUCAGAUGAGUAGCAGGAGGCAGCGUGGGGCUGACACUGUAUGAAGUUAGAAGUUUGAAAUUCCCAGCCAAUAGCUGAAAUUCGAUGUUUGAUGCAAUGAUUCAUCUUGUAAGAAUAAACUGAAACAGGGCUAGUAAAAUGAAUUUUUUGGGGGCCAACAUUCACUCUUGUAUGUACUUCAGCAGCUAAUUGUGCUACUGAAAGUGCUACUCUAUAUUUGAAAUUUGUCUUCUAAUGGAUGAUUAAACACAAAAUAUUCUGUAGCACUGUGACUGGUGGACCGCUUUGGGUCUCUUACGUCCUUGACCCGACCAUCAGUGAUGUUUAUAAUGUACUGCUGUCCAGCACUACUUCACUGAUGGGGGUCUGAACAUUUCUGCUGUUAGAUGGGAGCAAAGGUGUCAUUUUCUUUAUUUAACAAAUACUUGGUUUAGUGAAUUUAAGGCUUAGAUUUAAAGUCGAGCGGCAUGAUGUAGAUUAAAAAAAAAUCAUGCUGUGUUUAUUUUGACAGAUAUUACAAAUGUGAUGCAAUUCACAAUAAAGAGGACUGAUCUUUUUUUUUUUUCACCACAAUUUCCAUUUUCACUGGGGAAAAAAAAAAGCUAAAAAAAUCACAAUGUGACAUUUGUUGAGGUCUGUACCAAACAGCUACAUUUUCUAUUUAGACAGUAAGAACUGUAGGCCAUUGAGUCUCUGCAGCACUACAGUACUUCAUCACAAUGCUCUUUUGUCAAAAUUGCAGCUUCCAUCAUUUUGAUAUUGCACCUGGGCAUAAUGCAAUUUUGAUAAUAUUUAGAUUACUUGUUCUGCCCUAAUAUAAAGUCAUAACAUCCGUACAUCUGUCAGUUUGUUGGACCUCUGCUCAGGUUAAUUGCUGGCCUUGUUAAGCUGCAUUCAGACUGGAUUUUGCUCUGUGUUUUGACUAAAAAGUAAAUGGGACAGGAAAAAGGCAUGUGUAAGGCUGGAAUCUGCAACAGCUAGUGUUGGCUAGCAUGCUAACAAAAGCAAAUUCAAUUCAUUCAAUCAUUUUUCUUUAACGAUGGACGCUUCCUGUUCCUGUGUGCCCUCCAGCAGGCUGCGUUGACAUCGCAGGCAGGGUUUACCUUCUGCUGCAUUUGAUCAAACGGUUUAUACUCCAUUUUCAUUACAUUAUCACGCUACUACAAACUGCAGUGUCGCUCCUAAGCACUCUUUAGUUUGUGAUAUCUCUUGAUCAGCAUUUAUUUUUUACCUGCGUCAGAAACGUGACAGUACGCCCUUUUUUUCAGGGCACAUGUAGGGCAGUUUCAUAAGAUGGACUUUAAUAUGGCUGUGUCUUUGUGAGCUCACCAAACUCUGUACCGAUAAGAAGGAGUUUUAAAUCUUCCCGCCUUAAUAGGUUCAACGUUAGGUUCAAGGAGACGUAAAGUAAUCAGGUGACAUAACCUGUAUGGAUGUACAGGACCUGUAAGGAAUUGGGCUUAAUUAUAUUUUGAUGAUUGGCAGUGUUUUUAAAUGAGCUCUGGCAACAUCAAAGUCCAAUGAGUACAUAAUGGAAACCUGUAGUUUAAUAAAUUUUGCCACAUAGGGUAAAAAUGUAACAUGUCUGGAAGGCAGCACGAGACCAGCAGCCUCUUCCUCACAGCUGGGGCGAUCUACCGUGUCACACAUCUCCAUUAACUGGGCUGCUUUCUUUCCAUCCCAUCAUCCCGCUCACUGCUCUUCCUCCUGCCAGUACUGCUCUCAGGCAAAACACUUGCACCACAGGGGACUUCAGCUCAGAAGAGCAGAAGUCAGGACUGAUCCCAGGACAGUAAAAGAGGACUGACUCUAAACCUUGUGUUAUCUCAUUGGACAGACCUGACUCGCUGUGGUGUCUGGUAAAAAGACGACCCACCGACAUGCUGCACUUCUUCAAGUGGCGCUGGGGGAACAUUCAUUCAUGCAAUGUAGCAUUAUGUAUGUACGAAGCCCAGACUGGGUUUACUUUGAAGUGUAAAUAUCUCUGAAACAAGGCGGUUAUUUGAGACGGAGUCGACACAGAGGGACACUGUGUAGUUCAGGGGAAGGAAAAACUCCCAGCCAAACCUUCAGCUUGAAACCCGCCUCCCAAGAAGCCUUUUUAAAAAGACUUUAUAUUUAUUUCUCUUUUUAUCAGUUUGACUGUGUCCUCUUUAUGUUGGGAUCAGAUUGUUAUUGCCAUUUCCUUCUCAACCACUCGCUGAAAACCUGCUGCAGUCCUGUGUGCUCGCCUCUCUCUUGUCCAUUGAAGGGUAUCCUACAGGAACGGGCAAAACACGAAGGACACUGAUUAUUCAGAACUCAACAGACUGUUUUUGAAUUUUUCCUUUCUGUUGUCGUCGUAUCCGUGUUUGUAUUUUCCUGGCAUUUCUCAUUUCUUCUUAGUCUCCUUUAAACUGAAAUAUUGAUUUAGCUUGGAAACUGAGCACUGCUUAAUAAGUGUCUGUUUCUUCUUCCCAGCUACUUUUGAGUGCUAGCCCUUCAAAGUAAAAGCUUGUAAUAUACAGUAAAUUGGAAAUUUAAUUUUCAUCAACUUAAGUCAUGUUUUCUUUCAGAGUUGCACAGUCCCUUUCAGUUUCUUUAGUUUUUUUUAAUAUAUGUGGUUAAAGUCCCAUUUUUUUACCUUUUAUUUGAAUUUGCUUUCUGUAUUAAUAAAUUGGAGAAAGUGUCAUCAAAAUUAGGUAAAGGUUUGUGAAGAUUUUUGUUUUCUGCUUCUGCCAUCAUUAAUUAACUUUAAUUUAAAUAGGGAAAAUACUCAGAGUUGUGAAGCUGGAUGCAUUUUACACCAAACAUGUAUGUUUCCACAAUCUGUUCUCAAAAUAUAAGGAACAACCUAGAGAUGUUGAGUUUGGCCCACCAUGAACACAAUGUCUCAGAUUUCUCACUGAGUAAAAAGCGAACACGUCUUCUCUGCAUGAUCCACAUCACCGCUCCUCCUGACUGCAGUGACUGCGUAACAAGGUCAGGGAAUAUACUUUCAGAGUUCUGUUUUAUCUAAUAAGCAGGUGUUUCUGUUAUCUUGUACACCUGACUGUGCAUUUAAUGAUCUAGAACUGCAGUGUAACAUUUCAGGAAUUAAUGUAGAACAUUGGUCUGGAUUUCUGACACCAGGUCAGUGUCACCAGCCCAAAAUCCAAACCUUUAAACUUGGAACUUUACAAAAAAACAAAAACUGACACAGGAUCAGAGGACCCUGGCUGAUUUUCCUGCUGGACUCAGAGGCAGUGGCCAAACCUGCCACAGGUUUGGACCUACAAUAGUCGCUGUGGCUGGCUUUAAUGCCUAAUGUGAAUGUGCCUAUCUGUAUAUACUGAAAGUGAGUGAUUGUGACUUGAAUCUGAUGCUAUGUAUGUGGGCUGAUCUGCUGAUACGGUCAUGUUAAAUAAAUGGUUUCAUUUUCUAACCAGA